UAGUUGAUUCGCAAUUUGUUGAUGACAAUUUAGAUUAUUAAUAUUUGAUUGUGAUUAGUAAAUUGAAGAUCCCUCGUAAAAUGAAAAUGGGUUGAUACAAAUGGAAAAGUAAGAGAUUUGAUUUGUUGAUUUACUUUCAUAUUGUUGUUGGUUUACAAUUUGUUUCCAUUGUUAAAUUACACUUUGAUUUUACCUUAUUAUUGAUUGUUGUGUCCAAAUUACUUAAUAAUCGUAAAUUAUCUCGAAUCAAAAUGUCGGAGGUAGAAGAUCAAAAGUCGAUAUCAACCGAAGCCGAUGCCAAUCUAAAAAGCGAUGAGAGUGAAGAAGAAAAGGAGAUUGUCGAGGUCGAAGAUCGAGCCUCCGUUGAAGAGAUGCGAAAUUUUCUCGCUCCAGAUCAAUCGUGUGUCGAUCUGAACCACAGUCGGAUACGACAGAUCGACGGAUGUGAAAUGUUGGAAAAAUGUGAAAUUCUUGGCCUACGAAAUAAUCUCAUCAAAACGAUCGAGAAUCUUGAAAGUUUAACAUUACUCCGAGAAUUGGAAUUGUAUGACAAUCAAAUAACCAAAAUUGAGAAUCUCGAUAAUCUCGUUAAUUUAGAGACAUUGGAUCUUUCUUUCAAUAGAAUUUCGAAAAUUGAAAAUUUAACUUCAUUGGUUAAUCUUAAGAAGCUUUACUUGGUUAACAAUCGGAUUACUAAGAUUCAGAAUGUUGAUCAUUUGGUUAAUCUCGAAAUGUUGGAACUUGGUGGAAACAGAAUUAGGACCAUUGAGAAUCUUGAUGGUCUCAACAAUUUACAAUCUCUUUUCCUUGGUAAAAAUAAGAUUACUAAAUUACAGAAUCUUGAUAAAUUGGUUAAACUGAAACUUCUUAGUAUCCAAUCAAAUCGUCUUACUAAGAUUGAAGGAUUAAAUGGAUUAAUUAACUUGGAUGAGAUUUACUUUGAUCAUAAUGGAAUCGAGACCAUUGAAAAUUUAACUAACAACGUUAAUCUUACACAUUUGGAUAUUGCCAAUAAUCGUAUCGUUAAAUUGGAAAAUAUUGAUCAUUUGAUUAAUUUAAAGGAAUUGUGGGCCAAUGAUAAUCAAAUUGAAUCCUGGAAAGAUUUGGAAAUAUUGAAAAAUUUUCCUCAAUUGGAAACCGUUUAUCUGGAACGUAAUCCAAUCUCAGCUGAUCCAAUGUAUCGGGUGAAGAUUAGUCUUAUUAAUCCAAAUAUUAAGCAAAUUGAUGCUCUUUUGUGUAGAAAUCAAUCAUAAUCAAUUGAUCAUUGUUACUAAUUUUACUUCAUCUCAUUUAACCAAAUCAACGGCCAUUUUUUUCCAAGCCUUAUAGUUGAUACAUUCACGAUUAUUAUUAUUAUAUUAUUCAUCUGAUUCUCAA
This is a messenger RNA of Panonychus citri (citrus red mite), 1377 nucleotides long. RefSeq names its product protein phosphatase 1 regulatory subunit 7-like. The transcript is spliced from 3 exons. Gene Ontology annotation, molecular function: protein binding. NCBI's taxonomy places the organism in Eukaryota, Metazoa, Arthropoda, Arachnida, Trombidiformes, Tetranychidae. The record is from RefSeq and is a predicted model, not a curated record. Bases 252 to 1253 code for a protein of 333 amino acids.